Schistocerca serialis cubense is the source of this 570-nucleotide messenger RNA. RefSeq names its product tol-Pal system protein TolA-like. The record is from RefSeq and is a predicted model, not a curated record. Bases 1 to 570 code for a protein of 189 amino acids. The transcript has 2 exons. Lineage: Eukaryota; Metazoa; Arthropoda; Insecta; Orthoptera; Acrididae.
AUGACAGCACAAGAAAGAGGACAAGUACAAGCAAAAGUAGAAGUAGCAGCAGAAGCAAAAGCAAAAGUAAAAGUAGAAGCAGCAGCAGAAGCAAAAGCAAAAGUAAAAGUAGAAGCAGCAGCAGAAGCAAAAGCAAAAGUAAAAGUAGAAGCAGCAGCAGAAGCAAAAGCAAAAGUAAAAGUAGAAGCAGCAGCAGAAGCAAAAGCAAAAGUAAAAGUAGAAGCAGCAGCAGAAGCAAAAGCAAAAGUAAAAGUAGAAGCAGCAGCAGAAGCAAAAGCAAAAGUAAAAGUAGAAGCAGCAGCAGAAGCAAAAGCAAAAGUAAAAGUAGAAGCAGCAGCAGAAGCAAAAGCAAAAGUAAAAGUAGAAGCAGCAGCAGAAGCAAAAGCAAAAGUAAAAGUAGAAGUAGCAGCAGAAGCAAAAGUAGCAGCAGACAGAAGUGGCCAGAUGUGGGGGGAGGGGAGUGGGGGUGGGGGAGGGGGAAGGAGGAGCAUUGAGAGAAAUACAUUUGCAUCACUUCUGUCGUCGUCCUUCCCCCCGACAUCUCAUUUGCAUUUUAGUAUGAUGCAGUGA